AAACCUCUCCCUGUUUUUAUUUCUAUACACAGACUCUCUCUUAAAACUAUUUGGCAUCAUAAGCAAAAAAAGAAGAAGACUAAAAAAUGUUAUGUGCAUCUCAAGCAUCAACAAGAAACAUUUGCUCAACCAUGGACCAACCCUCACAACCUUCUUCUUCAUCCACGGUCCGGCUCGGUGGUCGAGCCAUCGACCGUCAUAACCCAAUCAUACGUGACGGUCGGAGGUUCACUCCUCCUCCUUCUCCAAACCAUAACUCCUCCUCUGCUCCUUCUUCUUCAUCUUCUACGUAUCAUACUCCUCUCAAGACUAGGUUAGGUCCAGAGAGCAGCGAGCAAACACGUGCUGCGAAGAGGAAGAGCAAGAAAAGUCAGCGUGACGCUGGUAAGUCACCUAUUAGUUGUUUCACCAGUGACACUCCUCAAGGCUCUUCAAGGUAUUUAUUGAGCAACCCGGUUUUCUUUGACGGGUUUGUGGAUUCUGACCCUAUUCCAAUACCUAUUGAACCGGAGAUAACCACGUCUGAUGGUUUGGACAAGACUCAUGAGGAUACAUCGGUAAUAAACGCCUCUAAGCAUCUUUCUUCUUCUUCUUCUACUUCGUCUUUCUUGGAGAAGAAGCAACCUGAUUUCUUCGAUGGGUUCUUGGACUAUGACCCGGUUAUGUCUCCUAAUAAUCCUUUCUAUGAACCCACAAAAGCUUCUCCCACAGCAUCUCAAGGCUCUCUUGAAGAUAAAGAUGCUUCGUCUCCGGAUAAUAUUCCUUUCUCCGAACCUACAAAAGCUUCUCCGACAGCAUCUCAUAGCUCUCUCGAAGAUAAAGAUGUUUCGUCUCCGGAUUUCAAGUUCUCUCCUCCACAACCUCCACCACCUCCUCCUCCACCGUCACCGCCGCCAACGGAGAAGAACUCAUCGUCUGAUCAAGUGGUAGUCUUGAGAGUGUCACUUCACUGCAAAGGCUGUGCAGGAAAAGUCAAGAAACAUCUUUCGAAACUGAAAGGCGUGACGUCGUUUAACAUAGACUUCGCUGGAAAGAAGGUAACCGUGACGGGAGACGUAACACCGUUAACUGUGCUGGCGAGUAUUUCCAAAGUUAAAAACGCCCAGGUUUGGCCUGAGACUAUUCAGAAGUAAUCUCUCUAUACCUGUAGUAUUCCAUUUUUUCUGUUAAGUUUAUUGCUAUGUUUUCUUCUAUGUUGCUAUAUGUUUAUUUUGGAAUACAGUUUAUGAAAUCGUUACUCUCUUUCGUAAGUUCGCUGUGUUGGUGAUGGCAUAUAAGAAUUUUCAAAUUUUCUUAAGAAA
Molecule: messenger RNA, 1301 nt
Organism: Raphanus sativus (radish)
Lineage: Eukaryota; Viridiplantae; Streptophyta; Magnoliopsida; Brassicales; Brassicaceae
Product: protein SODIUM POTASSIUM ROOT DEFECTIVE 1
Exons: 3
Coding region: 87-1133 (348 amino acids)
Molecular function (GO): metal ion binding
Source: RefSeq, a predicted model, not a curated record